Messenger RNA from Austrofundulus limnaeus, 1801 nucleotides. RefSeq names its product checkpoint kinase 1 (gene chek1). The transcript has 14 exons. Gene Ontology annotation, biological process: DNA damage checkpoint signaling; protein phosphorylation. NCBI's taxonomy places the organism in Eukaryota, Metazoa, Chordata, Actinopteri, Cyprinodontiformes, Rivulidae. The coding region runs from base 132 to 1499 and encodes 455 amino acids. The record is from RefSeq and is a predicted model, not a curated record. Gene Ontology annotation, cellular component: cytoplasm. Gene Ontology annotation, molecular function: protein serine/threonine kinase activity; ATP binding.
GUAUAACUUGUAAAACAACAGAGCGCCAAAUCUUUCUAUUCGCAGCUUAUGACAAAUGAAGGAGUUCGAGUGACUUUAUGUGAAUAACCCCAUAUGAAAAACACAGUGGAGGAACAAAGCUGUGCGGCAUCAUGUCGGUUCCGUUUGUUCAGGACUGGGACCUGGUUCAGACUCUGGGAGAAGGAGCCUACGGAGAAGUGAGGCUGCUGGUGAACAGACAGACCGAAGAGGCCGUAGCUGUGAAGGUUAUCGACACCUCUCAGUCUAAAGAGUGUGCUGACAAUGUCAAAAAGGAGGUCUGCGUCCAUAAGAUACUCAACCACCCCAACAUCGUCAGGUUUUUUGGUCAUCGGAAGGAGGGGCCAAGUGUUUAUCUUUUCCUGGAGUAUUGCACCGGAGGGGAGCUGUUUGACCGGAUCGAGCCUGAUGUAGGGAUGCCAGAGAAGGAUGCUCACAGGUUUUUUCAGCAGCUAAUAGAAGCUGUGGAGUACCUCCACAGUCUGGGCAUCACCCACAGAGACAUAAAGCCUGAGAAUAUUUUGCUGGACGAUAAAGACAACCUGAAGCUGACAGAUUUUGGCCUGGCCACCAUGUUUCGUUUUAAGGGGCGAGAACGCUUUCUGAACCGUCUCUGUGGAACUCUGCCGUACGUUGCGCCGGAGCUUAUCGGCCAAUCAGAGUACAGCGCUCAGCCUGCAGAUAUCUGGGCCUGUGGGAUCGUCCUAACUGCCAUGCUGGCUGGAGAGCUGCCGUGGGAUCAGCCAACUGAGAGCUGCCAGGAGUUUUCAGACUGGCUUCAGAAGAAAACAUACCUACCUCCUUGGAAGAAAAUACAACCUUUGCCUCUUAGUUUGUUAUCAAAAAUAUUAAAUCCCAGUCCCAAAGCGCGGAUCACAGUACCAGACAUAAAGAAGGACCGSUGGUUUACUCAAGGUCCUCAGACUUCAGGAGGGAACAAAGUUCUUCGAGCUGAUGUGGAUCUCAAAUCUCGGCCAAACAGCGAUGACAGGAUGCAGUUUUCCAGCUCUCAGCCUGACUUGGCAGCCAGUGGUUGGGAAGCCAUGUUGUUGAUCGGUCCUGCUGACGGUCAGGUCAGCUUCUCCCAGCCGACCCGACCUGGAGACAUGUUGCUGGGGAGUCAGAUGGUCGGCACGCCGGGGGCCAGUCAGUCUCCCUGGCAGAAACUGGUGCGAAGAAUGACGCGAUUCUUCACCAGCGUGAACGCUGAUGCCUCCUUAACUGCCCUGAAAGACGUCUGCGAUGGCAUGGCGUUCGCCUUUAAACUCACCUGCACCAAACAGGUGACUGUGAGCACGRUGGACAAACGUAAAAACAACCUCAUCUUUAAAGUUCAUUUGCUAGAGAUGAAUCAGAGAGUGCUGCUGGACUUCAGGCUGUCUAAGGGUGACGGUUUGGAGUUCAAGCGUCUCUUUGUGAAGAUAAAACAGAAACUCGGUGACGUCGUCAGCACUCAGAAGGUUUUUCUUCUCAGCACAUGAGAAAUCACUACACACAAACACAGCAUCAUGAAGACAUGAGCUGUACAUAUUUACAUGUUUGUCCACUGAAGACAAGCAUUUUUGUACUUCUGCUUGUCUGAAGUUCAACUCAUGUCCUCUUGUGUGUGACGUGCUGGUUAAAACUUUUUGUUUGUUUUAAAGAAAGUACACACCAUCAUGGUUAAAUGCAGUUUUAUUAAAGCCCGUAUGUGCACGUUAGUCCUGAAUUUGCCAUUUUAAAGACUGACUUUCUGUGUAUGUUGUUUGUUACAAUUCAAAGCUGAAUAAAUUAUUAAAACACA